AGGUCUACUACGGCUUCGAGUCGAUCUUCCUCCGUGUCUACCGAGGCGAUGACAAGGGACUAUUGGAACAGGAUGAUCCCGAUCCUGACCAAUCCGCUGCGGAUAUGUCUUGCGACGAGACUGACCUUUCGCUGAGUCAAUCAACUUCUAAGUUGGUUAAGGAGGGGGAAGAGUCAGUUGACGAGGACGAUCUCCUUGCCUCUGACAAGGAGGACGCCAACGUCACAGUGUUGCGUAAAGACAAAAAAGGAGAUGGUGAGAGUAACCCAAAUUAAUCUCCACCACUCCAAAGCAGCCUCGGCUGCACUGCUCCUCCGAAUGGGUGUAAGUGGGGAGGAGCUCGCCCUAGUCCAGGAACCCUGGAUUCACCAAGAAAGGGUGAGUGGAAUAGGCAUGAAAAGCUUUAAGCUAUUGUACGCAAAAGGAUCUGGUAAGAUUCGAUCCUGUAUAGUAGCCAAAAGCAGUCUCAACAUCUUCAUUCUUUCUGAUUUCAGUGAUGAAGACACCGUAGCAGCCAUAUGGGAGACCAGUGUAGGUGCUAUAUUGGUUAUCUCGGCGUACAUGGCUCACGACCACAGCGACCAGCCACCGAACAACCUGGUCUGCAGAUCCAUAGAGAUGGCAAACUCGAAAAGCAUGCCGAUCAUCAUGGGGGCUGAUGCCAAUGCCCAUCACACUGUCUGGGGAAGCUCGGACAUAAACGCUAGAGGUAUCACAAAGGGAUCAAAAUUCUGGACCCAAGUGUGUCCCCAGUGAUGACAUCGCGAGGACG
Molecule: messenger RNA, 772 nt
Organism: Lucilia sericata (common green bottle fly)
Lineage: Eukaryota; Metazoa; Arthropoda; Insecta; Diptera; Calliphoridae
Exons: 2
Coding region: 253-756 (167 amino acids)
Source: RefSeq, a predicted model, not a curated record